AUGGCAGACUUUCUCGUUCCUAAAGACGUUUCUCCUGAUCUUCAAGGCCCAAGGCGGCUUGACGGUCCAAUUCACGCAGAGCGUCAUGUUAACAUCAUUUGUGUUGGCGCGGGUGCUUCUGGUCUUCUCAUGACCUAUAAGCUGCAAAAGCAUUUUAGCAAUUUCUCUUUGACGGUUUUCGAGAAGAAUCCAGAAGUAUCAGGCACAUGGUUCGAAAACAGAUAUCCAGGGUGCGCGUGUGACGUCCCAUCUCAUAAUUACACUUGGAGUUUCGAGCCAAAGCUUGACUGGACAGGAGUCUAUUCGAGCAGCAAAGAGAUCUUUCAGUAUUUUGACAGCUUUGCGAACAAGUACGGUCUCAAGAAUUACAUCAAGACCGAACAUCAAGUUACUGGGGCGUACUGGAAUGAUCGUACUGGCGGUUACGAUGUCAAGGUCCGUGAUACCAAGAAUGGACAGCAGUUUUCACAGCAUUGCGAUAUUCUCAUAAAUGCAUCGGGCAUUCUAAACAACUGGAGGUGGCCGGCAAUUCCUGGGUUACAGAAAUACAAAGGAACUUUACUACAUACUGCAAAUUGGGAUGAUAAUGUAGACCUCACUGGCAAACACGUCGGUCUUAUUGGCAAUGGAUCCUCCGGAAUUCAGGUACUUCCAAAGAUCCAGCCGAUUGUUGACAAGGUCACAACAUUCAUCCGUGAGCCAACUUGGGUGUCACCCGUUCAAGGCCUGGAACAGCAUGUAUACUCAGCAGAAGAGCAAAAAGACUUCGCGCAGAAACCAGGCGUGCUCACAGAAUACCGCAAGAACAUCGAGCGUGGACUGAAUGGACAAUUCGGUAUCUUCUUGAAGGAUACCAAACCCAACAACGACACACACGAUUACAUGAUGGAUCAGAUGCAUCAAAAGCUCCAGAAUCAAUACCUCGAAGAAAGGUUGAUUCCAAAAUGGUCAGUCGGAUGCCGGCGCCUGACACCAGGUGUCGGAUACCUGGAGAGUUUGGGCAAAGAAAACGUCAAAACGGUCUACGGAGAAAUCAAUGAGAUAACAGAGAAGGGAUGUCUCUGUGAUGAUGGGAACGAAUAUCCAGUCGAUAUUCUAAUCUGCGCAACGGGAUUCGACACCACAUUCAAGCCACGCUUCCCACUCAUCGGCCCAGGUGGCGUGAACCUCCAAGAACAAUGGAAAGACGAUCCACAUUCAUACCUCGGCAUGGCUGCCGACGGAUUUCCAAAUUACCUGAUCUUCCUCGGACCAAACUCACCUAUUGGAAACGGGCCAGUUCUUUGUGCCAUCGAAGCACAAGCAGACUACAUGCUCAAACUCAUCGACCGCUAUCAAACCAGAAACAUCAAGACCUUCGCCCCAACAAAAUCAGCCAUCAACGACUUCAUCGCCCACAAAGACGAAUUCAUGAAGAAAUCCGUCUGGGCGGACCCAUGCCGUUCCUGGUACAAGCAAGGUCCAGACGGACCUAUCACCGCUCUGUGGCCCGGCUCUGCUUUGCACUACAUCGAAGCUAUCCGGGAAGUCCAGAUUGAGGAUUGGGACAUCAAGUAUUCUGGCAACAGGUUCGCGUGGAUGGGUAAUGGGUAUAGUCAGACUGAGCUGGAUAAUACGGCAGACUGGGGUUACUAUAUUAGGGAUCGGGAUGAUGAUCCACCUGCUACUACGGGAGGAAAGAGGAAGGUGCUGAGUAAGAGUGGGACUAUGAAGGGGAAUGCUGGGAUUAACUUUGCGGGAGUCAAGGAUGAAGCUCCUGUGCCUGAGAGGGCAAAUUUGUAG
Glarea lozoyensis ATCC 20868 is the source of this 1782-nucleotide messenger RNA. Its product is annotated as FAD/NAD(P)-binding protein. Bases 1 to 1782 code for a protein of 593 amino acids. The transcript is spliced from 3 exons. NCBI's taxonomy places the organism in Eukaryota, Fungi, Ascomycota, Leotiomycetes, Helotiales, Helotiaceae. The record is from RefSeq and is a predicted model, not a curated record. Gene Ontology annotation, molecular function: N,N-dimethylaniline monooxygenase activity; NADP binding; flavin adenine dinucleotide binding.